CUUCCUCGCUUCCCUUCUACAAGAAGAAGCAUACCGUGGUCUCCUGGUUUCCUGUCCAUGCCCCCAUGCUGCACACACAGCUUCAUCACACAGCGCCGUUCCACCUGCUCUUAUCAUGCCUGUUCACUGCGGCAUUAUCAACCUCUAGUAAUUGCUUAGUGAUGAUAUCACACUAAGAAGCCAGAAUCGUUGACUGUUGUGUCUGUGAGUGAUCUUGGAGACCAGCCCUGUGGGAAGUUGUUCUUUUGUAUCCAGGGACUGGCCCAAACCCUUUGAGAUAGACAGUCGCCUGAGCUUAUGUGUGGGACCAGACUCUACACCUGAGCGUAGAGUCAUAAAACAAAGCUGUUUGGAAAUGGUCGCUGCAGCGGAGAAGGCUGAAUGAGCAAAUGGAACUCAGUCCUGAAUGCCCAACCACUAGUGGACACCCACCCACCACAGACUUAUGGCCACCUCUGCCUGAAGUUCAAGAAACUUAAGGUGGAGGAAGAAAGGCUUUCCAUCAUCAAUAGAGACAACUGGCUGCUUCUGCAGAGGGUAGCCUCUGCCAUGAGAGCCAGGGGACAGACUGACAGCGGAAAUAACUUCACACAGAGAAGUCUAAACAGGAAGACAAGAGAACAGGCGCCUAUGGAAGCGCGGAAACAAAACAAAGUCAUCCUGGAAAGACUUGGAAGCUCAGAGCCCUGGUUUGGAGCACAGAGACGGUGGGAGGACAGGGAUGCCAUGGCCAGACGCACCCACAAAUGUAGACGCACCAGGAGAAAAGCAGCUGAAACUGACGCUCAGCAAGGACACAGCCUCAUCUGGAUACCCAACCUGAAAUGGAAAGUGUGAGGGUUCAGAACCCAAACACCCUAAGAAGCGCAGCGGCCAGAAACACUGAGGGGGGUCUUCCUAGGCUCUCCCUGGGAGGGGGUGGGGACAGCUGUACGUGUGUGCGGGUCUUGGAGUGGUGGCCUAGCAUCUGAGGUCACGUUGGCUUCUGUGUGCCUUCAGGGACAGCCUUGAGUGAGGGCCGUGACACAGCACCCUGGAGCUUUGUGGUCACAGCCUUCGCUAGAUGACACAGCACAGCUAUUUAUUGUGUUUCUUGGACUGAUAACCAAAAACAAACCAUGCAGAGUAACACCGGAAGUGACCGGAUAUUGAAUUAGACUUUCUUUUCUAGCUAUUAAUACUUUUGCUCAGUUACCAUGAGUUCAAGUGGUUGUAUGUAAUUCCCCUAAAAUCUUUGUGACUGUCACUUUACCAAAUAUAUAAAUAAAUCAAACUGAGAACUUUAACCCAGAUCCAGAACACAUGACCCAAGAAGUAAGGACCCAGUGAAUCUUGUAGAACAAUUAGGAAGUCUCUAAGAAUCCCCAACCUGAGUAUUUUCCCUGUUUUAAGGUAAGAUCACAUUUAAACUAUCCUGUAACAAGGAGCUGGUAGUCUUUCUGCCUCAAGAAGUCACUUAAAAACCCAUACACACUUUUCCCUCUUCA
Alexandromys fortis (reed vole) is the source of this 1487-nucleotide messenger RNA. RefSeq names its product CFAP97 domain containing 2 (gene Cfap97d2). The transcript is spliced from 5 exons. NCBI's taxonomy places the organism in Eukaryota, Metazoa, Chordata, Mammalia, Rodentia, Cricetidae. Bases 382 to 837 code for a protein of 151 amino acids. The record is from RefSeq and is a predicted model, not a curated record.